Molecule: messenger RNA, 7534 nt
Organism: Podarcis lilfordi (Lilford's wall lizard)
Lineage: Eukaryota; Metazoa; Chordata; Lepidosauria; Squamata; Lacertidae
Source: the annotation of a GenBank genome assembly
AUGGCCGCUCCCGCUGUGGGGCACAGCCCCGAGCAGCCGUCGGUGCUGCUCCCGCAGCUCUCCAUGGACCUGCUGCAAGUGAGUGAAGGCGGGGGAGCGGAGGGGGCGGCUUCGUGCGCCGCUUUCUCCAGGCCCGGCUCCGUCGGCUGUUUGUCAGCUCGGGAAACGGGGCUCUCUCUCGGGCUGCGGCGGGGGAAGGUGGGAAGGUGAGAGAUGGGGGUCCUGAGGAGCCCCGGCGGGUAAUCCUCGUCGUCGUCCCCUCACCUCAGCUCGGGGCAGCGAGCGCGGGCUGACGUUGGGACUCCGGGUCGGGGAGCGGGCGGGAUGGCCUGUGCUGCGAAGGGCGCUGGGGUCGCUGUUUUGGUGGAGACGGGAUGGGAUUGUGUGAAAGAACAAGUUCGAGAGAAAGAAAGAAAGAAAAAAGGAAUAGGUUUAGGACCUUUCAUGGAGUAGAAUGGUGGACGUGUUUCCCUCGCUCACAUUCACACAAACACACGCAUGCACGUGUCUUCUUCCCUCAAGUUAAAACCAUGCUGCUGCUGCGUUUACUACUUGGUCUGUGGCUGCAUCUUGAACCCCAGCCGUACCAUUACUAAGCCGAACCUUUUUCGGUCCUCUUUUUUUCCUUUUGUGAUUUUUCAAGAUAAUGUUGGGUGUCUCGCGCAUUCUUCUGUGUUGAGGCGUGCACGUUUUUUGCUUGGGUUGCUUGUUUCGUGGGUCAUUCGUGUCCAUGCGUUUUUGUAUUUUGAACUGCCGUGUGGUCCUUGGGUGAAGGGGGAACGCAAAGUUAAUAAAUAUGUAAAAUAUAUAAAAAUAGUGUUUCGUGAGAUGGUCUGAAUGAAGCAUUUGCCCAUUGUGCCAUUUCUCAUAUCCCUAUGCAAAUUGUGUUUUUUAUAUUUAAUGAAUAAAGUAAUAAUAAUAAUAUUUAUUGAAUUUCUGUUCUGCCGUUCAUCCAAGGAUCACAGGGCGAUCUUUCUUUCUUUCUUUCUUUCUAUACCUCCCUAUACCUGAAGGUCUUAGGGCAAUUCACAUAAAAUAUCAAAUACAUAAAAUCAAAACAAAAACAACAGCCCAAUUUUAAAAACCCAAAAAAGAGCUUACAAUAUAAAAACUCAUAAAUGCAUAACAUAGUGACAAACAAAAACAAUACAGCAACAUUCCCCUUCACCUGUGAAUUACAAAGAAGAUGGGUAAUGGCUGAACAAGUAAGUGUGUUUAAGGAAAUAUUGACCAUCAUUACUUGUAAGAUACUGAGAAACCUUGAAGCUUCUUUCAGUACGCUUUGGAGACUGUAUUUUCAGCAGCAUAUAACUUGGUUGUAUAGCUGACACCAAAUACCUAUGAUGAAAGUUCGUUUAUUAUGUGAACUGGUCAUGUCCCUAAGAAGAAAUAAUAUUUGAUUACCUACAUAUUUCUUAUAGGCACACAUUAAAGUUGAAAAUGAAGAUGACGUACACUUUGUGUCUUUUAAUCGCAAAGAAACACCCUUUGUGAAAGUUAAAAGUAAGUUCUUUCAUUUUUCCCAUUAACACCUGAUGGAAUUUCUUACAACAGAAACUCAUUUGAUAUACUGCAAUCUUCAUCUAAGUAUGUUUGUGAUUAAAAUUCGGAGAAUCUUGAGUAGGAAGCUGCUGCCCUGCAACUUUCUAUUCUAAAGUUUAGUCCAUGUGAAAGUAAUGAUAAGUUUAUACAAAUGGCAAAGUUAUACAAAGUUAGGUAUUGUUGUAAAAGAUUGCCUAUUCAUUUUUAACAAUGAGCUAUACUGUGGGGUAAGGGACUGGCGUAAAGGCAACCACCAUACUCCCUGAUAACCAUACUCUGUCAUCACUGAAUGGGAAAAGGAAAACCCACGACUCUGAAAAACACAGAAUGGAACACCACCACCAGUGCCCACCAAUCAUGGGCCAUGCCGGGCAAAAGCAAUUGCAUCCAAACCAGGUUUUGUUCAACAAUCCACCGUUCCUCAGGUUUGGCACCACAGGGAAAUGUUGUUCGUUUAACAGUAGACGUGUUAUCUUUGUAACCACGCAGGAUAUGGGGAGCAAAUUAACCCAGGGCUCAUGCAGGCUCAUUCAUGUGACAGGAAAGAAUGGUUCCCCAUUACAUAUGAAUUGGCACAGCGAAAAGGGCCUGAGCAAAUUUAUGGCUGUGCAUAAAAGCCAAAUGUAUAUUGGCUGAUAAUUGUGAACUUUUAUAACUGCUUUGAGGGUGUGUUUUUUUACAAACAAGUGGUAAAGAAAUUUUAUUGAAUGAAUGAAAUGAAAUACAGUAUCCAUUUAAUUUUCUUUUUUAUAACAAUUAGGCCCCUCCUGUAAAGAUCUUGCAAUCUGAAGGCAACCAAAUUCCAACUUGCUUCAUUGUUGAAGUGACUGAUCUCAGGCAGGAUGGUUUGAUUCAUCACCGUGUUGAUCAGCACUUGAUGAUACAUGUGAGAACUCUUAGGCUAACAAACCACUGUUUAAACCUGUACAGAGUCUAUAAACAGCAGAAAGCCCCGCUAUGAUGGAUCAUUGGUUCAUUUGACCAGGAGAUUCAUGGACCUUGUCAAAGUCUCACCAGAAGGUGUUCUUGAUUUAAAUGAGGUUUCUCGGACACUAGGAGUGCGGAAGCGAAGAGUGUAUGAUAUCACAAAUGUGCUGGAUGGAAUACAUCUUAUUCAGAAAAGGUCCAAGAACCUUAUCCAGUGGGUGUAAGUUGAUUUUCCUUUAUGGCUUUAAAACAAGAACUGAGAUCUUGUGUUAAUUAAGCGCAGCGUUACUCUGUCUGUACUUUUUAUGGAUUGGACACGUACUAGAGCAGUGCCUAUCCUUCUGAACUCCCUCCUGCUGCAUAUCAGACUUUUUGGUGCCUAUCAAAGACCUUCCUUUCCCAAUAAGCCCAAGUAAAGAUUUUUAUCCCAGUCUGAUUAUGUUGUUUUUUUAAAAAAGAUAUUUAUUGAAAUUUUCAAAAUGUUACAAAAAAUAAAAAAUAAAAUAGAAGUCGAAGAAAGUACAAAAAAUAAAAAUAGUUGACAAAGUAGGAAAAGAAAAAAACAAAAAAACCAAACCCCUUCCCACCAUAUGAGAAAAAAUUCAAAAUAAGAAAAAAUGACAGAAAAAAGGAAAAUACAAAAAUCACAAACCUUUAAAAACAUUUAAAAACAAAUUCAUUAUUUUCAAAUCCUUAACUGUCAUUGCCUUCUUUCUUAGACCUCCUCCUCCUCCCUUUCUUUGUAUCCUAGUUAUUAAUUAUCCCAGCAAAUCCUUUCCAUGUUUCAUAAAAUUCUGUCCUUGCAUUACCCUAAACUAUUUUGAUCUUAUCUUUCUAUAAUAAAAUAAACCUUAAAACUUAAAAACUUAAAUCUUAUCCUUACCAACUUCUCAUAACCAUAAUAUUCUUUCAUACUUCUUUAAACAUCUUUGCUAAAGCCAAGUAAUUUCAUUCCAACAUUUUUCUAUCAUUCAUCACUUUUAUAAAGCAGUUCUAAUGGUAGAAAAAAGAGGUACAAACAGAUCCACUCUUCAUCCAGCGUCCCUUCCUCCUGGUUCCGGGUUUUGUCAGUCCUUAUUCCCGUCAAUCUAGCCCAUUAACCUGGCAACCUUAUAUCCGAGGCCCUCAAGUCUCUUCCAUGUCCCUUCCGCGGCUUUUCUUCAUAUUUGUAACUGUAUUUUCCCUUGUCUCCUGCUCGUGGUAACUCCAGCUUGACAAUGUUUUUAGCCCUUCUCGACAAAUCAGCCCCUUUUCCAUGUUCAACACUAAAUUCCAUGUAGUAUUUAAAAGCAUGUUUCAAAGACCCUCCAAAAUUGAGAGCCCCCACAGUCCCAAACAUCUCACGGCCCGUUGCCAUAUUUGAGAAGUCCAAACGUCCCAGCAUAGGGGGGUCAAUCCAGCCCCCCAUUUCCAAACCAAGCCAAACUUUUCCUUUCCAAAUCUGGCUUUUUCCAAGUUCAUUUGUCAAAUCCGAAAAAUCAUAUUCCUGUUGGGCCUGUUCUGUCAAAACACACUCCUGAUUUAAUGUCAAAAACUCCUGUUCUGUCAAGACACUCCUGAUUUAAUUCCUGAGUGGGCUCCACAUAUUUUCCCACUGUCUGUUCAAAAUUUCCCACUGCCUGUUCAAAAUUUCUAGUCGAAGUCGCCAUCCAAUUCACCUUCUCGUGUAAUUGUUCCAGUAGGGCAUUUGUUUUAUAGAGAGCACACAACAAGGCUUCUGAAUACAUUGUCCUGCAAGGUUAGAUGCCUGUUCCCACGGUUGUAAUCUGUAACCGCUGCCGGCUCCCUGGAGUUAGUUACAGUUUCACAGUUACAGUUUCACAGACUCCCCCUAGGGGGAAGACUUCUAUUUGUUCUUGCAACAAAGUUUCCUUUUUUUUUAAGAUACUUUGUCCGUAUAUAUUCCUUUAAAAUGCGACAGGGAACAGUGGAAUCACUAGGUUUCUCUUCUUUUAGCUAUCUGUCAACGACACUUGUCUUUGGUCAAUGAACUUCAAACGUCAGUCCUGACACCCCGCUCCAGGAUCAGGACGGAGGAAAGUUACUUCACUUUAAAGUCACUUUAAACAGUCCAAAAAGAUCCCCCCCCCCUUCUCCUGCUGUCAAAGGGGGGUUCCACAAUUUUAAAUGGUGAAAUCCAAUCUUUUAAAAACGAUUUUCUGAGCUCUAGUUUCAAUUGUCUUUGCUUUAUUCUGUUUACAAAAGAACGGAAGGCUGACUUCCUGUUUAGACCUUCCCGUUCCGUACCAAAUUAGAGUAAAUUUUUAAAGUCCAAUUCUUUCCUGCUCGCAAGUCCUUAUUCGAUGUCCAAUUGUUCAAAGUCUAAGUACUCACGGGUGCUUAUUUUAAAGUCCAAAUUGUCCCAGGAAAAAGGCAGCGCUCUCCGGCAACGGCUAUGCGGCUUCACUCCACGGAAAUAGCAGUUGACUCACAGCACCGCGCCACUUCCCCCUCUUCACUUCGGAGCCCGUUAGUGGGUUCCUUAGCGGGUUGGGGGGGCGCUAAAGGUGCCCGCCGAGUCCCAUGGUCACAGGCUUCAUCCGCCUGUGAUUUUUAAGAGGGUCCCCGCUUCGCCGUAGCGGAGAAGACCCGUUUUCUGCGGAGCUAGUCCCCCAGUUCAGAGGGAGUCCGCCAUUGCCGGUGGCGCCACCCCGGAAUUAUGAUUAUGUACUGGAUUUCAAAUUGUUUGUUUUUAUACAUGUUUCAUUGUUUCUGUUUUUAUAGCUGAAUCACUUUGGGAUGUUUUAUGAGAAGCAAUUCAGAAAUGAUAUAAAUAAUCUUAAUUGAGUAAAAUGGCACUUGUUUGUACAUGGGUAUUUGGUUGUAGCCUUAAUUGCACUACCUUAUGCAACUCACAAAUGUAGAUUCAGUAUAUAAUACACAAAUAUAACAUAUAACACACAAAUACAUAGUCUGAUCCUUUGCAGAUGUUCAUGAGCUUAAGUGUGCCAAACUCCGCAGAGAACUAGGCUAUUAGUAAGUAUUCUCUAGGGCUUGGCUUCAUUUUAUGAAACAUGUAGCUGCCAAUUGAUAAAUGUUCACUUCCAAUAGUUGACCAUGUUCUUCCCAAAAGCUCAUCUAGAUAUUGGUAUGUAAUGCAAUGCUGCUUCUUUCUUUAGAGGGUGUGUGAAAGUCUAAAAAACUUCAUAUUCUAUUAUAGUGGAUCAGAUAUCAAGCAUAUUACUAUCAGGACACCAGAGCAUCAAAAGUUAAGAGAUGAACUUUAUGACUUAACAGAAAUGGAAGAAGCAUUAGAUGAAUUAAUCAAGGACAGUGCUCACCAAUUGUAUGAUUUAACAGAUGACAAAGAAAAGGCAAGAUAUCCUUUUUCUGAAGCAUUUGUAAGAGUUUUGACUUGCUGGCGUUGAGCAACUGCAAUUAAAAUAGUGCUAGUACUUCAUAUGAAAACAUACAUUCUACUGCUGUUGAAAUUCCUUGACAAUCACGUACACUAGCUUAUGUAACCUACCAAGAUAUCCGUAGCAUUCAGACUUUUCAAGAACAGAUUGUUAUUGCAAUCAAGGCUCCAGAAGAAACCAAAAUGGAGGUACCAGCUCCUAAACAAGUAAGUGCAUCCUGGCAUGUUUUAAAUCACCUGGGUGGGGUUGGAUGGCAGUUUAACAGACCUAGCUACACAUGUUUUAAGCUCAGACUUAAGGUAGGGGGCAGGCACUUGAACCAGGUCUCCUCCCUGAGUGGUAUCAUGUUCCUCUCCCACCCUGCCCACCAACCUGCCAGCCUCAGAAGUAAAGUAAGGUUAUAGAUGAGCAGCAUCUAUAGCAAAUGGGAUUUGGGACCCUUCUCAAACUUUUUGUGUGAAAAAAACAAUUUACUGUCCAGGACCUUAAUUUUUUAUUUUAUUUUUCAAAUAUGUCAAGGCCUUGAGUUUUACAACAUCUCUACCUCUACCUUUUAUGGGAGGGACGCGGGUGGUGCUGUGGGUUAAACCACAGAGCCUAGGACAUGCCAAUCAGAAGGUCGGCGGUUCGAAUCCCCGCGAUGGGGUGAGCUCCCAUUGCUCGGUCCCUGCUCCUGCCAACCUAGCAGUUCAAAAGCACGUCAAAGUGCAAGUAGAUAAAUAGGUACCACUCCAGCAGGAAGGUAAACGGAGUUUCCGUGCGCUCCUCUGGUUCGCCAGAAGCGGCUUAGUCAUGCUGGCCACAUGACCCGGAAGCUGUACGCCAGCUCCCUCGGCCAAUAAACCGAGAUGAGCGCCAGAGUCAGCCACGACUAGACCUAGUGGUCAGGGGUUCCUUUACCUUUAACUUUUAUGGGAAUGUUUACUACAGCAUGGGUCCAACCCUGCUCUCAGCCAAUGUUGGUGUCUUGCAGGACUGCAUAGAAGUACGCAUCAAAAGCACAAAGGGACCCAUUGAUGUUUAUUUAUGUGAAGUGCCGUUGGACGAUCCAAAUACUGAUGUUUUGAAAAAUAUGGAUAACAUUUCGUGCGAAAGUAGACAGGCAAUGGCUGAUUAUGGAGGUAAAUAUGGUAAUGGUAUGGAUGCUUAUAAAAAUGACAUGCAGCAAUUACAAGUUUCCUGCUCCUUGGAAACGUGGUUAAAACCUGUAUUGGCAUAAAUGCAUGUUGUCUGCUAAUCUACAGACACACCUAAUCUCAGAUGUGUGAUAAGGAAUCUUACUUUUUUAUUUUAAUUAUUUCAAUAUAAUUAAUAAACUGAUUAAGGAGUUUAGAGUAGGUGGCAGUUCAACAUCUGGGAAUAAAAUAGAAGCUCAGUAUGGACUAGGAAAAAACCUCAGUGGGCAGACAGAAGCUGGGUUAGAAAGAGCCACCCCUGAUCUAAAGUUUUAGUCUUGAACAUUGCGAAACGCUUAGGUUACAUUAAUAUCUGUUACAUUUCUGAGUUUUUACUGCUCAAGUUCACCCCACUGGUUUCAAUGUGAUUUAAAGCACAAGUUGUUUUUGGAUUUUACCCCCAUACCUAAAUAUGUUCGGCAGAUUACCUGAAUGUGGUUUGCUAUUCCAGUAUAUUCCUUUUCUUCAAAUGGCUUGUCUUUUGUGUCCACCUCUACAGUGAGCAAUAUCAGAGAUACGAAGAACUGCUAG